GUCUGUAAAAGGUCGUACAUAAUAAAAGAAGCUGUCACAGCUUCGGCGGGAAAUAACAGCAAAGCAAGCACUGGCAUAAAAAUGCCGCCAACACCAAAAUCAACAUCGCCUACGACACGCAAACGCUACUGCGGCCUAGGCAAUCAUCAUCUUCGUACGCCUCACAAGACAAUUAGCGAUGAGAAAAUACUUAGCUUCGCCAAGCAUAUUAACCCGGAAUUGCGGAGCACAACUCUCCUCUGUGGAAGUUGUUAUGAUACGCUGGUGAAAAUCUACCGUGUCAAGCUGCGACAUGCCAUACAACUGCAGAAGGGAAAAAAACGUGCAGCGGGCAACACAAACUCCAUUUCUGAUGUGAGUUCUAGUCAGCAGGUGCAUUCACAGAGCUCGAGUGCGGUAUCUGCGUAUUCCACAACAUCCGAGAAUUCAAGCAAAUCCACAAUAAGCGACAACCAGCCCACCCCAAGCAACACUACCAAGCGAAAGCGUGUGGAGCAACGGACACCGGACAAUGACGACGACGCCAUCGACGAUGACGAGGAGCCACUUUUAAGUCUGAAUGCCGUGAAUGGCACACGGCUACCGAACAUUCAACCCAUACCCAAGCGUCGCCAGUUCGUGCACUUGAACAAGGACGUAAUGGAUAUAUAUCUGAGUGGAACCACGGGCGGGUGAAUUGGUUAUAUGUUCCUUUAUUGGAUAUGUUUUGUUGUGUUGCUUAAGUUUUUAAGUCUAAUUCCAGGUGCACGAGGUGAAGAUAUCGAUGAUCGCAUUAGCCUAAUUAUGCAUUUCCAUGUUAAUUAUGUUUCGUAAAUUGUGAAAUUAUUAUGUUUGCAUUAACUGGAUUCACAAUAAAAAAGAAUAGAAUAAUUAUAUUGCGAAGUGCAUCUUAUA
Messenger RNA from Drosophila virilis, 894 nucleotides. It is a transcript of the gene ms(3)K81, whose product is annotated as male sterile (3) K81. The record is from RefSeq and is a predicted model, not a curated record. NCBI's taxonomy places the organism in Eukaryota, Metazoa, Arthropoda, Insecta, Diptera, Drosophilidae.